Messenger RNA from Eupeodes corollae, 811 nucleotides. RefSeq lists its product as uncharacterized. Lineage: Eukaryota; Metazoa; Arthropoda; Insecta; Diptera; Syrphidae. Gene Ontology annotation, cellular component: membrane; cytoplasm. The transcript is spliced from 4 exons. The coding region runs from base 186 to 740 and encodes 184 amino acids. The record is from RefSeq and is a predicted model, not a curated record.
GACAGCUUCAAAAAUUGUUGCUGUCGAAACAGGAACAAAAAUAUCCCAUGAAAACUGUGUAUUUUUAGAUUGACAUGAAAAAUAGUUAUGAGUUUUCGAUCAAUUUAAUUUUUCUUUUGCAAAUAUGUAAAAUAUUUUAAGUUUAAAACUCUAAAAAAGUCAAUAUCUUACAAAACAUCUUACAAAUGUUUCACCAAAUUCGAACCUUAUCAAAUAAAUGGAAAAUUAUCCGUGGAAUGAUAUCAUAUGGUAUCAUUUGGCCUUGUGCUAGUCUAAUAGAGCAAACGUUAGUGGAAAAGAAGACGUUUAAAAAUUACGAUUGGAUGAAAUGUCUAAGAUUUAGUUUAUUUGGUGCAUUUUUUAUGGGACCAUCUUUAUAUGUAUGGUUUCGUUUGGCAGAAAUCAUGUGGCCAAAACGAAGUUUAAAAACAACACUUUGUAAAGUUUGCACAGAGUCAACCUCAUAUGAUCCUAUGAGUAUUACAACGUUUCUUUUUACAAUGAGCUUGAUGGAGGGAAAGUCAUAUGAAGAAGCUAAAAAUGAGGUCAAAACAAAGUUUUUCGAAACUUACAAAGUUGGACUGAUGUCGUGGCCUCUAAUACAAGUAGUGAAUUUUACAUUUGUUCCACUAAAAAAUCAAGUUGUGUUUGUUUCGUGUUUUAGUAUGAUAUGGACAUCAUUUCUGGCUUACAGAAUACACCUAAGAACCCAAAGCCUUGAAAAAAUGAACGGAAAAUAAAAUGUUUAAAAUUGUAACCAAAACUAAUUUACUAUUUCAUCCGUAAUGGCGUUCGGAUGUUUUGAAAAGUU